CUCACACGGGCGCUAGUAACAUCGCUUUACGCCAUGACUUGAGUUACCAAAAGCUCCGAGAGUGGAACAUUUGGUGGAAAUAACGCUCCCUCUGCUCAACAGGCGGCGCGAUGCCCCGCGGCUCAGAGGACGCGCGGAAAAAGUUCCUCCUGACCACGACCGGGAACUUCUUCGGGACGAAGCCUCCUCCGCCGCUGCUCGACAGCCCGGAGCUCAACAACUUCUUGGACGAUGGGAACGAGUUCGUCCUGUCGGUCUGCAGACGCGACGGCGAGCUCCACCUGUCGAACAAGAUUGAAGCCUCGGGGGACGAGAAGCUGCUGGUGUUCUUCAAGCUGCGCCCCACGGUGAUCACCGAGGACAACCUCCACCAGAGCCUGCUGGUGUCCUCCAUGCUGGAGUCGCCCAUCAACAGCCUCUACCAGGUCCUGAGCCAGGUCUUUGCCCCCGUGCUGCUGCAGGUGAGCCGGGCGCUGGCCGUUGAAGAGUCCCACGACGAGCGCUGGUGCUCGGCGUUCGACCCGAAGCUGGCCGGCCUGCUGAGAGAGCUGCAGCUCGGCCUCGGCUCCGUGGUCCUCCAGGGGGGCGGAGCUCGGCCCGAAGGGGGCGGAGCUCGGCCUGAAGGUAGCCGCGCGGAGGACGAUGUUCUGGGCAUCCUGACUCCCAGUGAUGAGUUCCAGUACUGGGAUGAUCUCUCGGGGUCAGCGGAGAGGAGCAGCUCGAGGGAGAGAGCUUCUCAUUUCACCGAGCAGUUUAAAUUCAUACAAAAGGAGCUGGCGGGGCUGGACGGCUCCUCACUGCUGGACGCGGUGGAGCUGGUGGAGCAGAGCAGAGACGCUCUGGACGACGUGUGGAGGCAGACGGAGGUGGAGCCCUACCCAGAGGCACGCAUGGGCCGGCUCAUGGACGUGAUCGGUGGAGCCCUGGGGAGAUUUGUGCAGAGGAAGCUCAGCGGUCUUAAAAUCUUCGAGGUGCCGUUCGUCUCCGUGAGGGAGAACCUGAGGAUGGGCGUGUCCGUGUGUGAGCAGUGGGUCGCCGCCUGUGAGCAUCUCACUGGACAGGUGUGGAAGAGACACGCGCCACACCCCUGGAAGGGAAACAAGCACCGCCCACAAACCCUCCAUUGCCUUGCAAAACGAUUGGAUGAGGUGGUGACUCUCCGGAUCGUCCACGAGAAGCUGCUGCGGCUGCUGCCGGGAGGGAAGCAGCAGGCGGUGACUGCAGAGCGCGUGUUCGAACCCUUCUCUGGACUCAACCCUCUGCAUUACAACCCGUACACCGAGCCCCUCUGGAGAGCCGCGGUGGCUCAGUUCGAGCGCCUCAUGGCUCCGUCGGAGCAGGAGGCGGCCGGCCGGCUGAAGAGCUACAUCGCCGACGUGCAGGACAACCCACAACAGCUGUUGCAGGUGUUUCAAAAGCACAAGGAGCUGAUCAGACGUCCCACCAUCAGCAAAGAGCUGCAGUCGGAGAGAGAGACCCUGCUGGCCCGACUGCUGGACUACAACAAGGGCCUGAAGACGGACUUUGAGAGUCGAUGCCACGGAGGCCCCGGAGACAAGUGUGGCCCCCUGGUGGGCCGCAACCUCCCCGAGGUGGUCAACAACAUCGUCUGGGUCCAGCAGCUCAUACACAAGAUCGAGGACUCUGUCCGCAUAGCCUCCGCUCUGCUUCCCGACCUCUCGGGCUUCCAGGGGUUCCUGCAUGUCUGUGAGGAGCUGCUGGAGGUCCUGAGGGCCUACGAGCAGGAGCAGUUUGAGGACUGGUCCAGAGACCUCCUGUCUGGACUGGCUGACCCCAAGUCGGGGAUCAGCCUCCAGGCGAGUAACCGCGUGAUGGACCUGGACCACGCGGACGGCCGGCUGAAGAUCCAGUACUCGGACCGGCUGGUCGUGCUGCUCCGGGAGGUCCGGCAGCUCUCCGCUCUGGGCUUUUCCAUCCCGGCCAAGAUCCAGCAGGCUUCUAACACGGCCGACAAGUUCUACAGACAAGCCAUCGUCCUGAAGCAGGUGGCCCACUUCUACAACACCAUUGACCAGCAGAUGAUUCCCUCUCAGAGACCCAUGAUGCUCAGUCUCGCCCUGGCCUUCGAACAGGUCAUCAAGAACCCUCGGUCCCAGUCCCAGGAAACUGGCGGGAAGAUGCAGAUCACCUGGGACAACCCUCGGGAGCUGGAGGUCUACAUCUCCAAGCUGCAGUCGGCCGCCGAGAAGCUCUCCACCGAGAACAGGAAGUUACGCAAGUGGCACACCGACUUCAUCGCCAAGGUGGUGACGCUGAUGAACGUGGACCUUCUGAGGCAUCAGCAGCGGUGGAAGGACGGCCUCCAGGACCUCCGUACGGGCUUCGCCACUCUGGAGGCGCAGGGCUUCCGGUGUGAUGACAUGCGGGCGUGGCGGCAGCACUGGAACCACCAGCUCUACAAGGCUCUGGAGCACCAGUACCAGUCUGGACUCGAGGCUCUGAACAAGAACCUUCCUGAAAUACACGUCGACCUCACCUUCAAGCAAGGCCGCCUGCAGUUCCGUCCUCCCUUCGAGGAAGUGCGAGCGCGCUACUUCCGGGAGAUGAAGCGGUUCAUCUCCAUCCCGAACCAGUUCAAGGGAGUCAGCGCCCAGGGGGAGGAGCUUAUCUUCGGCGUCAUGAUUGACAGGAAUGCGUCCGGGUUCCUCACCAUAUUCAGCAAAGCCGAGGACCUCUUCAGCCGCCUGCAGGCCGUGCAGCGCAAGUUCAAGGAAUGGGUGGUGCUGGGUCAGGUUGAUUUGGAGAAUUUAGUGGAGAAGAAUCUGAACUGUGUGCAAGACUGGGAGAGAAACUUCAAGGCCCUGAAGGCCAGAGGGAAGGAGUCCGAACGUCUACCCAGCCAUGAGAAGGUGGACUGCAUCACGGUCAACUGUGAGCCGGUGAAAGCCGCCAUCGACGACCUCAUCCAGAGGCUGUUUGACAUUCUGCUCUCGUCACUCAGGAAGUCCAUAUAUGGCCACACUCAGGCCAUAGAGGCCUUUGUGUCGGACUCGACGGAGGCCUUGUCCACUCGGCCGGAGAGCAUGGAGGAGAUCGCUGCUGCCGGCGGCAAAUACCGACAAAUAAUAACCCGCAAACCAGAAAUCCUCCCUCAGUUCCAGUGUGCGGAGGAGAAGAACCGCCUGCUGAGGGCCGUGGCUGGAGGAGGUCUGGACUCUCUGUCCUCGCUGAGGGGCAAGUGGGACAAGCUGGAGCUCGUCAUGGAGAGCCACCAGCUGAUGAUCAAAGACCAGGUGGAGGUGAUGCGCGGUAACGCCGCCGGCCGUAUCGACGCCUACAGAGGAGACCUGGAGCGCUUCAAGGCCCGCUGGGACCAGCUGAAGCCCAAAGACCAGGCGCUGGAGGCCGGCGACCCGGCCGCCCUGCUGGCCUGCCUGCAGACCCUCAGGGGCCAGCAGCUGGAGUUCCAGGAGCUGGAGCUGGAGCGCAGGCAGCUGCUGGAGGACUGUACCUACUUCGACCUUGGUUCUCCAGACUUCUCUCUGGCAGAGAAGACCAGAAUUGACAUGGAGGCCUCCAGCCAGAUGUGGGGUCUGUAUGAGGAGUGGCAGCAAGGCUUCACGGAGAAGGCCCAGGAGGACUGGAUCACCUUCAGGAGCAAGACGUAUGCGUUUGAGGAGUUCCUGUUUGCGUGGCAUGACCGCCUGAGGAAGCUGGAGCAGCCGACCGCCAUGUCCGUCAAGCUGCAGGGCGAAGUGGACAAAUACAAGAACAUGGUCCCGGUGCUGAAGUACGUGCGCGGCGAGCACCUGUCCCAGGACCACUGGCUGGACAUGUUCCGGUUGCUCGGCCUUCCAAGAGGGACGACCUUAGAGAGGCUGACCUUCGGUGACCUCCUCGCUGUGGCCAACACCAUCGUGGAAAAGGCCUUGGAGCUCAAGGACCUGAACAGUCGAGCUCAGGCGGAGGUGACGAUCAGAGAAGCUCUGAGGGAGCUGGACCUGUGGGGCGCUGCAGCGACCUUCAACCUCACGGAGUACACGGACAGCAGCCGGCGCAGCUUGACCCUCGUCAAGGACUGGAAGGACAUCGUCAACCAGGUGGGAGAUCACCGCUGCCUGCUGCAGUCCCUGAAGGACUCUCCGUACUACCGCAGCUUCCAGGACAAGGUGUCUCUGUGGGAGGUGCGUCUCUCCGACCUGGACGAGUUCCUGUUGAGCCUGAACGCCAUCCAGCGGCGCUGGGUCUACCUGGAGCCCAUCUUCGGCCGCGGGGCGCUGCCCCGAGAGGAGGCCCGCUUCACACGGGUGGACCACGACUUCAGGUCCAUAAUGGCCGACAUCCAGAGGGACAACCGGGUCGUGUCUCUGAGCUCGAGAGCCGGAGUCAGAACCUCUCUGGUCACCAUCCUGGACCAGCUGCAGCGCUGCCAGAAGUCCCUCAACGAGUUCCUGGAGGAGAAGCGUUCUGUGUUCCCGCGGUUCUACUUCAUCGGAGACGACGAUCUGUUGGAGAUCCUCGGUCAGGCAACCAACCCGACGGUCAUCCAAUCACAUCUCAGGAAGCUGUUCGCCGGCGUCCACAGCGUGGUGUUUGACGAGCGGAGCCAGAACAUCGUCUCCAUGUGUUCCCUGGAGGGAGAAACGGUGACGCUCAGAAACAGAGUCCACGUCUCCAGCCUCGUGGAGGUGUGGCUCAGUGAGCUGUCUGUGGAGAUGAAGGAGACUCUGAGGCACCUGCUGUAUGAAUGUCUGUCUGCAGGCCAGAAAGGGGAGGUGGACCCCUCCUGCUACCCAUCACAGAUCCUGUGUCUGGCGGAGCAGAUCCAGUUCACUGAGGAUGUGGAGCGAGCGCUCCAGGAGCAGCAGCUGCCUCAGCUGCAGCUGGAGCUCAGCGCCAAGCUGGAGCACUACACCACGGUGGAGACCGGCGCCGACCACCACGCCACCGCAGAGUCCAGUGUGCUGCAGCUGAAGCUGAAGGCCUUGAUCCUGGACAUCAUUCACUCCAUCAGUGUGGUGAAGCAGCUCAGCCGGGCCGGCGUCACCAGCCCCGACGCCUGGGCCUGGAAGAGGCAGCUCCGCUUCUACAUGGGCCCGGACAAGCGCUGCCUGGUCCACAUGGUGGACGCUCAGUUCAGCUACACAUACGAGUACCAGGGCAAUGCGUCUAAGCUGGUGCACACUCCACUGACCGAUAAGUGCUACCUGACUCUGACCCAGGCCAUGAAGAUGGGCCUUGGGGGGAACCCGUACGGGCCGGCCGGCACCGGCAAGACCGAGUCGGUGAAGGCCCUGGGGGGUCUGUUCGGACGCCAGGUGCUCGUCUUCAACUGCGACGAGGGCAUCGAUGUGAAGUCGAUGGGCCGGAUCUUCGUGGGCCUGGUGAAGUGCGGCGCGUGGGGCUGCUUCGACGAGUUCAACCGGCUGGAGGAGGCGGUGCUGUCGGCCGUCUCCAUGCAGGUCCAAUCCAUCCAGGACGCCCUGAAACACGGCAGGGCCUCAUGUGAGCUGCUGGGCAAGGAGGUGUCUCUGGACCCUGACUCGGGCGUGUUCAUCACCCUGAACCCGGCGGGUAAAGGUUACGGGGGUCGCCAGAAGCUGCCCGACAACCUGCAGCAGCUGUUCCGCCCGGUGGCCAUGAGCCGGCCGGACAACGAGCUCAUCGCCGAGGUCAUCCUGUCCUCGGAGGGCUUCGGGGGAGGGGCGGCGCUGGGCAAGAAGCUGGUGGCCAUCUUCAACCUGGCCAGGGAGCUGCUGACCCCCCAGCAGCACUACGACUGGGGUCUGCGUGCCCUGAAGACGGUCUUGAAGGCUUGUGGCAGCCUGCUGCAGCAACAGAGGAGGAGCCUCGACAGCAAGGACACGAUCCAGGAGAGCCGCCUGGUGGUGCAGGCGCUGAGGCUCAACACCAUGUCCAAGCUCACGUUCAGCGACGUCGCUCGCUUCGACGCCCUGGUGAGAGACGUGUUCCCCGGGGUGGUGUUCACCGACGUGGAGGACCCCACCUUGAUGCAGGCGCUGGAGCAGGUGUACAAGGAGGCCCGGCUGGAGCUCAUACCCAGCCAGCUGAAGAAGGCUCUGGAGCUCAACGAGCAGCUGAGGCAGCGGAUGGGCGUCGUCAUCGUCGGGCCGAGUGGAGCCGGGAAGUCGACCCUCUGGAGGAUGCUGAGGGCGGCGCUCGGCAAGACGGGCAGAGUGGUGAAGCAGUACACCAUGAACCCCAAGGCCAUGCCCCGCCAGCAGCUGCUGGGCCACAUGGACCCGGACACCCGGGAGUGGGCCGACGGCGUCCUCACGCACAGCGCCAGGACCGUGGUCCGGGAGCCGCAGGGCGUGAGCUCGUGGAUCGUGUGUGACGGCGACAUCGACCCCGAGUGGAUCGAGAGCCUGAACUCGGUGCUGGACGACAACCGCCUGCUGACGCUGCCGAGCGGCGAGCGCCUCCAGUUCGGCCCCGACGUCCACUUCCUGUUCGAGACGCACGAGCUGCGCUGCGCCUCGCCGGCCACCGUGUCGCGCAUGGGGAUGAUCUUCCUGAGCGAUGAGGACAUCGACGUGGCCGCCCUGCUGAAGUCGUGGUUGAGGACCCAGCCGGAGGAGGGCCGCUCCCAGCUGGAGGGAUGGCUGGGGGACUUCUUCCACCAGGCCCUGGACUGGGUCGUCAAGCAGAAUGACUUUGUGGUGGAGACCAGUCUGGUGGGUACGGUGAUGAACGGCCUGUCCCACCUGAGCGGCGUGGGGGAGCGCGCUCCGUUCCUCGUGGCUCUGCUCCGAGGUCUGGGAGGAAACCUGAACCUCAAGACCCGGCACCUUUUCUCCAAGGAGCUGCUGAGCUGGGCCAGGGAGAGUCCUCCAGACCCCCAGAGGCCUCUGGACACGUACUACGACCCGGCCAGCGGCCUCCUGGCGGCCUACGCGCUCCGCCGGCCCGAGGGCCUCUCCGUGGAGCAGCUGGCCCACGCGCUGCCCGCCGUGCAGACCGCCGCCAUGCAGAGGGGUCUGCACUGCUUCUCCCCGUGGCUCACGGCGCCGCACCGGCAGCCCUUCAUGCUGGUCGGGCCCGAGGGCUGCGGAAAGGGGAUGCUCCUGCGCCACGCCUUCUCGCGGCUGCGCUCCACCCAGGUGGCCGUGGUGCACUGCAGCGCCCGGACCUCGGCCCGCCACGUGCUGCAGAAGCUGGCCCAGACCUGCCAGCUGCUGGGCGCCGGCGCCGGCCGCGCCCUCCGGCCCCGCGCCGCCGAGCAGCUGGUCCUCUACCUGAAGGACGUCAACCUGCCGCGGCCCGACAGGUGGGGCACCAGCAACCUCACGGCCUUCCUGCAGCAGCCCAGGCAGACCAGCACAGCGCCGGCCUGCCCGGCGCUCUCCUGCGGAGAAGCUGGGCAGCCGGGCGUCCUGGGCAGCUGGCACGCACUGGCUGGCUGCUCUAUGGUGCAGCUCUAUGAACAGGUGAAGGCCAAGUUUACAGUGGACGACCACAGCCACUACCUCUUCACGCCGUGUGUCCUCACCGAGUGGGUCCUCAGCCUGCUGCGCUACGACCUCACCGCAGCUCAACCCAACGUGACAGACAGCGUGUUGGAGGUGGUGUCCUACGAGGCCAGGCGGCUGUUCAGGGACCGGCUGGUGUCCUCCAGAGACGUCCAAAGCUUCGACAACAUCCUGACCGCCAUCGUCCGGGGAGACUGGAGCUCCGACGCCCUGGACCACGUCACGGAUGGCUUCUACGUGACGUGGGGCGCCUCUGAAGCGGCCUCCGUGGCGCCGGGCCAAUCGCUGCCUCCUCACGGCAAACAGCUGGGGCGCCUCGGGGCGGCGGACCUGGAGCACGUCAUACAGAAGGGAGUGGUGCUGUUCAGCCGUGAUAACAGGGAGCUGGACCUGCUCCUGUUCUGGGAGGUGUGUGACUUCGUGUCGCGGGUCGACCGGGUCCUCAGCCGACCCGGCGGCUCGUUGCUGCUGGCGGGCCGCAGCGGCGUGGGCCGGCACACGGCGGCGUGCCUGGUGUCACACAUGCACGGCUACACCGUGUUCACGCCCAAGAUCUCCCGUGGUUACGGUCUCAAGCAUUUCAGCAACGACCUCAAGACGGUGAUGCAGCUGGCAGGCCUGGAGGGCCAGCAGGUGGUUCUGCUGUUGGAAGACUAUCAGUUUGUCCACCCGUCUUUCUUAGAGAUGAUCAACAGCCUGCUGUCAUCAGGUGAAGUUCCAGGUGUGUACUCCCCAGAGGAGCUGGAGCCGCUGCUCUCCUCCCUCAAAGACGCUGCCUCUCAGGACGGCUUCACCGGACCGCUCUACAACUACUUCUCUCACAGGAUCCAGCAGAACCUGCACGUGGUUCUGAUCAUGGACUGCUCCAACCCCGACUUCACCAUCAACUGUGAGAGCAACCCGGCCUUCUACCGCAAGUGCUCCGUCCAGUGGAUGGAGGGAUGGUCGGAGAGCAGCAUGAGGAAGAUUCCUGAGCUGCUGCUGGAGAAGACUGAAGGAGGGCGAGAGGAGAGAGAGAGGGACCAGGGGGGUAAAGCAGGGGGCCGGGCCGAGCUGUGCCGGCUGUUCCUCGCGGUGCACGAGUCGUGCCGGGAGCACGGCGCCACGCCCAGCCACUACAUGGCCUUCCUGCACGUGUACACGGCCAUCAGCAGCCGCAAGCAGAGCCAGCUCGCCACGCGGCAGCAGCACCUGCAGGCCGGCGUGUCCAAGCUGAACGAAGCCAAAGCCUUAGUGGACGAGCUGCAGGACAGAGCGGCCGCGCAGAGCCAGCUGCUGAGGACCAAGCAGCAGGAGGCCGACUCCGCCCUGCAGGAGAUCACCACCUCCAUGCAGAAUGCCAGUGACCAGAAGACGGAAAUGGAGAAGAUCAAAGGGAAGAUGGCUCAAGAAGUUUCCAAGAUUGAAGAGCGAAAAGCCAACAUCGACCACGAGAUGAAGGAAGUGCAGCCUCUGGUCGAUGAAGCGAAGCGCGCCGUCGGAAACAUCCGGCCCGAAGCUCUGUCGGAGAUCCGCUCGCUCCGCAUGCCGCCCGAUGUCAUCAGAGACAUCCUGGAGGGGGUGCUGAGGCUGAUGGGCAUCUUCGACACCUCCUGGGUCAGCAUGAAGAGCUUCCUGGCGAAGCGCGGCGUGAGGGAGGACAUCUCCACGUUCGAGGCGAGGAACAUCUCCGCUGACAUCCGGCAGAGCGUUGAGGAGCUGCUCUCCAGGAACAAGGCCUCCUUCGACCCCAAGAAUGCAAAGCGGGCCAGUGCCGCCGCCGCCCCGCUGGCUGCGUGGGUCAAAGCCAACGUCCAGUACUCCCACGUCCUGGAGAGGAUCGGCCCGCUGGAGAGAGAGCAGGCCGGACUGCUGGAGAACCUCAGGAAGACGGAGAGCAGGAAGAACAAACUGGAGCAGCAGCUCAACUCUGUAGGAGCCAAAGUCAACGAGCUGAAGGAGAAGUUUCAGUGUCACACCACUGAAGCGGCCCGGUUGGAGUCUGAUGUUUCUAAAGCUCAGGACACGAUCACGGCCGCCCAGCAGCUCCUCUCCCAGCUGGACGGGGAGCACACGCGCUGGAACACACAGAUGUCUGAGAUUAAGGGCGAGUUGGAGACGCUCCCCAUGAGGGCGUUGCUCGCCGCGGCCUUCAUCACGUACCUGUCCUCCGCCUCAGAGGACCGCCGGCGCCGCUGCCAGGAGACGUGGCUGGCUGAGUCUGGACUGCAGAAGUUUGACUUGCGGUCGUUCUUGUGCUCGGAGAGCGAGCAGCUGACCUGGAAGAGUCAAGGUCUCCCCUCCGAUGAUCUCUCCAUGGAGAACGCUCUGGUCAUCCUGCAGAUCAAUGAGCUCCAGCUGCAGAGUGUUGCGUGUCCGUUCCUCAUCGACCCGUCAUCUCGAGCUACAGAAUGGCUCCGCACACACCUCCAGCAGCACAGACUGGAGGUCAUCAACCAACAGGAUAGUAACUUCAUGACGUCCCUUGAACUGGCCGUUAGAUUUGGAAAAACACUGAUCAUCCAGGAGAUGGACGGAGUGGAACCUGUUCUCUACCCCCUGCUGAGGAGGGAGCUCAUAGCACAAGGGCCCAGGUACGUGGUCCAGAUUGGAGACAAGGUCAUCGACUACAACGAGGACUUCCGGCUCUUCCUGGCGACGCGUAACCCCGCCCCCUUCAUCCCCCCCGACGCCGUGUCCGUGGUUACGGAGGUCAACUUCACGACCACCGGGGCCGGCUUACGAGGACAGCUGCUGGCUCUGACCAUCCAGCAGGAGAAACCAGAGUUGGAGACUGAAAAAACUCGACUGCUGCAACAAGAAGAAGAAAAGAAGAUCCAGCUGGCUCAGCUGGAGGAGUCUCUGUUGGAGACCCUGGCUACCUCUCAGGGUAACAUCCUGGAGAACAGGGGUCUGAUCGACAGUCUGAACCGGACGAAGAGCAGCAGCGCCGUGAUCCAGGCGUCUCUGCUGGACUCCCACCAGCUGCAGGCGGCCCUGGACCAGGAGCGCGAUGCCUUCCUGCCUCUCGCCGAGAGCGCCAGCAAGAUGUACUUCGUCAUCACGGACCUGUCGAAGAUCAACAACAUGUACCGCUUCAGCCUCGCCUCGUUCCUCCGCCUCUUCCAGAGGGCGCUGCAGGCCAAGAAGGAAGCAGAGUAUACUGAAGCCAGGAUUGGUGCUCUGGAGGCCAGCUUGAAGAACAUGGUGUACGAGUACGUCUGCCGGUCGCUUUUCAAGGCGGACCAGCUGAUGUUUGCGAUGCACUUCGUGAGAGGCCUGUACCCCGCCCUCUUCCAGGAGAACGAGUGGGAAGUGUUCACGGGAUCCAUCGUGGGAGAGAUGUUUAAGAAAGAGGAGUUUCCUUCUUGGAUCGACCAGGAGAGGCACGGGGCGGCGGCCAUUUUGAAAGCCACGUUCCCGGCCCUGUUCCAGUCCCUGUGUCUGGGGGACUCAGACCUGUGGCUCUCCUUCUCUCGGAGCUCUCGGUGUGAACAGGAAGUCCCGCCGGCCGUCAGCAGGAAGCUGUCUCCCUUCCAGCAGCUGCUAUUGGUCCAGGCGAUCAGGCCGGACCGGCUCCAGAGCGCCAUGGCGGCGUUCGCCAGCCAGGCCCUGGGUAUGAAGGAGCUCUCUCCUCCUCCUCUCAACCUGAGGCGUCUCUACUCUGAGACGGUGGAAUGGGAGCCGGUGCUGAUCAUCACGUCUCCGGGAGCCGACCCGUCUCAGGAGCUCUGUGAGCUGGCUGAGGAGAACCCGGGCCGGGGCCACUACCACGAGAUCUCUCUGGGUCAGGGUCAGGCUGACGUGGCCUCUGCUGCCCUCAGGCAGUGCUCCCUCAGCGGAGACUGGCUCUGCCUGAAGAACCUCCACCUGGUCACCGCCUGGCUGCCACUGCUGGAGCAGGAGUUGAAUGUCCUCCGUCCUAAAGCCGGUUUCCGUCUCUGGCUCACAGCUGAAGUUCAUCCCCGGUUUCCUCCCAUCCUGCUGCAGUCCAGCCUGAAGAUCACCUACGAGGCUCCUCCCGGGUUGAAGAAGAAUCUCCUGAGAACAUACGAGUCGUGGAGCCCGGAGCAGAUCAGUAAAGGAGGCGUCGUGUCCCGGGCCCAGGCCCUGUUCUGUCUGGCCUGGUUCCAUGCAGUGUGCCAAGAGAGGCGCAACUACAUACCACAGGGCUGGACUAAGUUCUAUGAGUUCUCCAUGUCGGACCUCCGCGCUGGCUUUGAGAUCAUCGACAGGCUCUAUGAAGGAGGUGAAUCCUUGGAGUGGGAGUUUGUCCGCGGCCUGCUGGAGAACGCCAUCUACGGCGGGCGGGUGGACAACCCGUCUGACCUCCGCAUCCUGCGCUCCUACCUGGAGCAGUUCUUCUCCGCUCGCCUCCUCUCGGCCGGCCAGAGGAAGGGAGGAGGAGGAGGAGGAGGAGGAGGAGGAGGAGGAGGAACGCGCUUCUUCCCGCUGCAGAUCAACCUCCCAAACUCCUGCUCGGUGUUGGACUACCGCAGUGUGAUAGAGAACCUGCCAGAGGACGACCGACCUGCAUUCUUCGGUCUGCCUGCCAACAUCGAGAGAUCCUCCCAGAGAAUCAUCAGCUCCCAGGUCAUCUCCCAGCUGCGCGUCCUGAGCCGCUCGGUGGCCACGGGGUCAAAGUUCGACCGGGAGCUGUGGUCCAACGGGCUCUCGCCGGUUCUGCUCCUGUGGAAGAAACUCAACCAGGGUUCCACUCUGAUCCACCAGAAGGUGGCGGCGCCGACCGAAGGGGAGGAGUCACCGGUCCUGUCCUUCAUCGCCCUGGAGCAGUUCAACGCCAUCUGCUUGGUGCAGAGUAUUCACCAUUCCCUGGCGGCGCUGAGCAAAGUCAUCAGAGGGACCCAACUGCUCACUCCAGAGGUCCAGAGACUGGCCGCCGCCCUCCUCAAUCAAGAGUGUCCUUCAACGUGGCAGAAUAAGUGGGAGGGGCCUGAAGAGCCGAUGCUGUACCUCAGAGCCGUGGUGACGCGGGCGCUCGCCAUUCAGGGCUGGGUGCAGCGGGCCUCCUCUUCCUCUCUCCUCUCUGAUCUCUUGGAUCUGUCGGAGCUCUUCCACCCGGACACCUUCCUCAACGCCCUGAGGCAGGAAACGGCCCGGUCUAUGGGUUGUUCCAUGGAUAGUUUGGUGUUUGCCUCAUCGUGGAGGAAUCCUAUUGGACAAGCCAAGCUCCAAGUCCAGGUGGGCGGUCUCCAGCUGGAGGGCUGUAGUUUUGAUGGCGUUCGUCUCAGUGAGAACCGCCACGACUCCCCCAGCCUGUCGGCCGUGCCGCCGUGCUUCAUGGCGUGGGUUCCUCAGGGCUCCCCCUCUGGCCCCGCCCCCCUCUGGCUGCCCCUCUAUGUGACCUCUCAGCGGUUGUCCCUCGUGACGCUCGUCUCUCUUCCCGGAGGAGAGAACCCCGACCGCUGGAUCCAGAGCGGAGCGGCGCUCUUCCUCAAGCAGCAGUGAGAGGAAGAGGAGGCUGACGGGAGACUCGGGAACAAAGGAACCAGAACAAUGGACCGACGACACGGAGCCGUUAGUCAACAACAACCUGUAAACAACGUGUUGAUCAGUUGUUGUUGUCUUAUUUAUUAAAAUAAAGAUGAAGUAAACAAUA
Molecule: messenger RNA, 13053 nt
Organism: Pseudoliparis swirei
Lineage: Eukaryota; Metazoa; Chordata; Actinopteri; Perciformes; Liparidae
Gene: dync2h1
Product: cytoplasmic dynein 2 heavy chain 1
Exons: 96
Coding region: 111-12902 (4263 amino acids)
Biological process (GO): microtubule-based movement
Cellular component (GO): dynein complex
Molecular function (GO): minus-end-directed microtubule motor activity; ATP hydrolysis activity; ATP binding
Source: RefSeq, a predicted model, not a curated record